CAAAGCGAUCGAGCGCACCAGCCUGCACACGAGGUUUACAGAUACAAUUGAUCUCUCGUCGACCGAAUUAAAUCAAUGGAGAUCAUCACGGGCAGCGAGAUGCUGAGGCCGGCCUACGUCGACGGCUCUGCGGCGCCGCACCGGCUGUCCGGCGAGAAGGUGCCCCUGACCGUCUUCGACCGCGCGUCCCUCGACAUCUUCGUGCCCAGCAUGCUCGCCUACCCUGCGCCGGCUCCCUCCAACGACGCGCUCAAGGACGGCCUCCGCAGGGCAGUCGCGGCGUACCCUCACCUGGCGGGGCGCCUCGCCCUCGACGGCCGCGGCCGGCGCUACAUCCACGUCAACGACGAGGGCGCGCUCCUCAUCGAGGCCACCGUCGGGGUCGACCUGGCCGAGGUGCUCGUCGACGGCCGCAUGGUCGCCAGCACCGACCACCUCUACCCGGCGAUUCCCGAGGAGAACAUCGGGGUGGCGCUGCUGCAGAUCAAGCUGAACCGGUACAAGUGCGGGGGGCUGGUGAUCGGCAUAACCUCGCACCACCAGGCGGCCGACGGGCACUCCAUGAGCACCUUCUUCACCGUGUGGGCGAGGGCGGUGCGCGAGGGCAAAGGCUUCGUCGCCCCGGCCCCUUUCCUCGACCGCGCGGCGACCGCCGUCCCCCGCAGCACGCCCACGCCCGUGUUCGACCACCGGUCCGUCGAGUUCACGUGCGGCGGCAGCAAGUCCUACGCCGUCGUCCCCAUGGACAGGAUCAAGAACCUCACGGUGCACUUCACGGCCGAUUUCGUGGCCGACCUCAAGGCCCGCGUCAGCGCCCGCUGCAGCACGUUCCAGUGUCUCCUCGCGCACGUGUGGAAGAAGACCACGGCGGCCAGGGACUUAAACCCGGAGGAGUUCACGCAGGUGCGCGUGGCCGUGAACUGCAGGGGCAGGGCGAACCCGCCCGUGCCCAUGGACUUCUCCGGGAACAUGGUGCUGUGGGCGUUCCCGAGGCUUCGCGUCCGUGACCUCCUGAGCUGGAGCCUCGGCGCCGUGGUCGGCGCCAUCCGCGACGCCGUGGCGCGCAUCGACGACGAGUACAUCCAGUCGUUCGUGGACUACGGCGCCGUGGCGGACGCGGAUGGGGAGGAGCUCGUGGCCACGGCUGCCGAUGCCGGCACCAUGUUCUGCCCGGACCUGGAGGUGGACAGCUGGCUCGGGUUCAAGUUCCACCAGAUUGACCUCGGCACGGGCCCGCCGUCCGCGUUCCUGCCGCCCGACUUGCCCAUCGAAGGGCUCAUGAUCUUCGUGCCGUCGCGCAACGCCAAGGGCGGCGUCGACCUCUUCAUGGCCCUCGCGGAGGAGCACGUCCAGGCGUUCCAGCAGAUCUGUUACUCUUUGGAUUAUUGAUCAAGCUAGCAGCCGGGGCUUCGAUCGUUUGCAUGCAUGUGAUGCUUUUGCCGUAAGCAGCGUCACGUUUGUUACGUACGUAAAAGUAAGAGUCCGCACGGCUGGCUCUGAUUCCUUCAGUCAUAGGACUUGCAUAUGUAUAGUUGCACGUUAGGUAGGACUGUCACGUGAAUAAACACGUGGUCUGUAUGUAAAAUCUCUUGCACUGUGAGUAAAAAAUGGUCUAUGUAA
Brachypodium distachyon (stiff brome) is the source of this 1620-nucleotide messenger RNA. RefSeq names its product tryptamine benzoyltransferase 1-like. The transcript has 2 exons. Lineage: Eukaryota; Viridiplantae; Streptophyta; Magnoliopsida; Poales; Poaceae. Bases 76 to 1389 code for a protein of 437 amino acids. The record is from RefSeq and is a predicted model, not a curated record. Gene Ontology annotation, molecular function: acyltransferase activity, transferring groups other than amino-acyl groups.